CACUCUCAAAUCUCUUAAACAAUCCCUUUCCUCCUCUCCCUACCUCUCCCUUAACUUCUCAAGAAAAGCAUCCGUCUUUGAUUAUUUCUUCUUAUCACCACCACCAUGCCACCCCCUUCAUCAUCCACUCCCUUUUCAAUUCAGCUUCAACAUCAUCUCGACUUCUCUAUCUGUUUCUUGUAUCAAUCACUUUACUCUCUUUCUUUUCUCUCUGAAUCUCAACAUGGCAUCUCAAGAAUCCAUAAUAGCCUCUCAAGAACCCAAAAUAACCUCUCAAGAACCAAAAAUGAUCUCUCAAGAACCCAAAACAACCUCUCAAGAACCAAAAAUGAUCUCUCAAGAACCCAAAACAACCUCUCAAGAACCCAAAAUGAUCUCUCAAGAGUCCAAAUUGGCCUCUCAAGAACCCACAGUAACCUCUCAAGAACCCACAGUAACCUCUCAAGAACCAAAAAUGAUCUCCCAAGGGUCCAAAUCGGCCUCUCAAGAACCCAAUACGUCCUCCCAAGAACCUGUAACCACCACCUCAUCCAAUCCAUCAUCCAAAUACUCUAACCGGGUGGUUUUGAAAACCAUUUUAGAGCCAAGUGACAGAUGGAAGGAAUUUGUGGAUGAGAGAGUUGUGGUUGGUGGUUGGGUGAAGACUUCCAAGGAGGUGAAUAAAGAGCCAGCUGUGCCGGAGCCCCAACAGCAGGCUACUGAAGCGCCUAAUGUGUCUCCAGGGCACAAAGAUGUGAGGUGUGUGGAGAUUUUUCAGUCUAGAAUACCUAUAUUUAGAUCAAUAGCAAAGAUUUUUGGAGGGGGUGGUAGCAGUCAUCCUGUUCGUGAGAAGCCGGAACCAGCAAUUCCUGAGCCGCCUCGACCUUCUGUUGCUUACUUGCUUGUUAGUGAUGGUUCUUCUGUUGCAAGUCUUCAGGUUGUGGUGGACUCCUCUAUAGCUCCCCUCAGCCAGCUGCUGCCUAUCGGAACUUGUAUAUUAGUUGAAGGUGUACUAAAGGAGCCAUCAAUGCAGGGAAAACAUAGCAUUGAGCUUAAAGUAGAGCAAAUACUUCAUAUAGGGAAAGUGGAACAAGACAGGUAUCCUUUAUCAAAGAAACGAUUGCCAUUGGAGGCGUUGAGAGACUGUUCUCAUUUCCGGCCUCGAACAACAACGGUGGCAUCUGUUACGAGAAUCAGCAGUGCCCUAACUUUUGCGACUCAGACAUUCUUCCACGACAAGGGGUUUCUCUAUGUGCAGGUGCCCAUUAUCACAACAACAGAUGGCGAAGGAUUUAGCGAAAAGUUUCAGGUCACAACUGUUUUGGGAAAAGAUGGCAAACAGAAUGAUACAGGAGGUGUUAGCCUUGAAGUUGUCAAGGCUGCUGUGAUACAGAAAAGUAAUCUAGUUGAAGAACUAAAGAGAAGUGAAAGCAAUAGAGAGGCACUGGCUUCUGCAAUUCAAGAUUUGCGUAAAACGAACCAAUUAGCAUCACAAUUAGAAGCAAAAGAGAAACUGAAAUCAGGGCCUUCAAUGAAGGCUGAUAAACCUUCCUUUUAUGGAGAUUUCUUCUCUCAACAAACUUACCUUACUGUUUCUGGUCUUCUCCAUCUGGAGAGCUAUGCUUGUGCAAUGGGAAAUGUUUUCUCAUUCGGACCUAGAUUUCGAGCGGAUAGAAAGGAAUCUGCAAAGCGUAUAUCAGAAAUGUGGAUGGUUGAGGUUCAAAUGGCUUUUUCACAAUUAGAGGAUGCAAUGAACUGUGCAGAUGAAUAUUUCAAGUUCCUCUGCAAAUGGAUUUUGAAAAAUUGUUCAGAAGACAUGAAAUUUGUUUCUAAACGUAUCGACAAAUCUAGCAGCUAUCGUCUUGAAUCAAUGAUAUCAUCUUCAAUUGAAAAGAUUUCCUACAUGGAAGCUUUGAAGAAGGUUGCAGUUAAAUUCGAAUUAAACCAAGAAUGGGGCAUUGCUCUAACUCCAGAGCAUCUAAGUUAUUUGGCUGAAGAUGUCUAUCGUAAGCCUGUAAUCAUAUACAAUUAUCCAAAAGAACUUAAGCCCUUUUAUGUACGACUGAAUGAUGAUGGGAAAACAGCUGCUGCAUUUGAUAUGGUUGUACCCAAGGCUGGAACAAUCAUCACAGGUAGCCAAAGUGAGGAACGGAUUGAUAUUCUAAACAAAACGAUUGAAGAAUUACGCUUGCCAAGAGAGCAGUAUGAAUGGUACAUGGAUCUUCGCAGGCAUGGAACAGUCGAGCAUUCUGGAUUCAGUUUAGGGUUUGAUCUUAUGGUUCUGUUCACUACUGGCCUCCCUGAUGUUAGAGAUGUGAUCCCUUUUCCAAGGAGCCGCGGCAAAGCAAACAACUAACCAGAAUUCAAGAAAUUGGUUUCAAGAAUCAAGAAUUAAAUAUCAUACAUUCAUACUCUUUGUCUCAUGGACAAGAAAAUAAAAUAAGGAAAUAUGUAAUGGCAUAAGCAUAACAACAGCAUACAAGAGAGGCAAGAUGUACUAGUGACCUUAUUCUUAUGUGUGUAAAGGAAGUUAAUUGUUGAAACA
Molecule: messenger RNA, 2524 nt
Organism: Populus trichocarpa (black cottonwood)
Lineage: Eukaryota; Viridiplantae; Streptophyta; Magnoliopsida; Malpighiales; Salicaceae
Product: asparagine--tRNA ligase, cytoplasmic 2
Exons: 8
Coding region: 224-2335 (703 amino acids)
Biological process (GO): asparaginyl-tRNA aminoacylation
Cellular component (GO): mitochondrion
Molecular function (GO): asparagine-tRNA ligase activity; ATP binding
Source: RefSeq, a predicted model, not a curated record